This is a messenger RNA of Lottia gigantea (owl limpet), 1272 nucleotides long. RefSeq lists its product as hypothetical. Lineage: Eukaryota; Metazoa; Mollusca; Gastropoda; Lottiidae. The record is from RefSeq and is a predicted model, not a curated record. The coding region runs from base 70 to 1272 and encodes 400 amino acids. The transcript is spliced from 2 exons.
ACUAAUAAUUGUCAACAAACAAGAAAACAGAAAAAAAGCCAAACGAUAAACAUAAUCUUAAGGGGGAGAAUGGACAAACUGCUACCCACAAGAUUCCUUAUGAUGUUUAAAUCUAUGAAUGUCUCGAAGCCGCCGAGCACAUGGAAAAUAGAAGAGUGCAAUUCUCAGAUUGUCGUAACUAUAACUUGGGAUGGCCCUCUGGAAUCGGCCAGUACCACGAAGUCGGAGGUAGGGGAGAGCGAUGAAGUCGAUGUAUUGAACGUAUCUACUGGGUCCAGUACGGAUGCACCUGUUAAUGGUCAACAUGAAGUUCCAAAACAGACGUAUAGUAACAUGGCGGUAAGCGGAAAAGCAUGGAAGAUGGAAACUAAAGAUAUCGACAUUGAAAUAGUUGAUGUUGAUACCGAUGACGACAAACUACCCGAUCUUGUACACGAGACCCUACAACAGUCUCCAUGUGAAAUAAUCGAUUCACAGGGCAGUAAUGAUGACGUCAUUAUUAUUGAGGAAACCGGAAAUGAAGAAGUAACAACAGAUGAAACUAGUGUGGCAAAUGGCGCCAUCAAAUCAAGAUCAUCAUACGAAGAUUCUACACGUAGGCCUAAGCCAAUGUUAACAGAUCUACCCUCAAAACCAUUUGACGAUAUGGCGUAUUGCGGAAGAAGACCACGUAUAUUGAAAAAGAGACACGAACCUUUAACUGAAGAAGAAAUGAAGUGGGAACUGAAACGUUUUACCCUCUGUCUUCGGUCAGACAUGGGAACUAGAAAACUACCUCUGGAGCACUAUGUAGAGUUACAUAGACAAAAGCUCAUUAUGCUCAAUAACUGGUUUUUAUGCAGAAAGGCGGAGGGGAAAAUCACUAAUUGUUACCCUAAGAACAAAAAUCGAAAGAUAUCAAAGAGGUGUAGGCCUAAGAAGUUUCAAAAGUUGAGAAAAAGACCAAACUUUUUGAAACAUGCCGAAAUGACCUUGACCGUGGAAGAAGUCAAACGUGAAAUCGAGAUAUACAGAGCUAAACUUUUGCAGGAACAUUCUGAAGAGCCCAAAGAACUACCGAUUGAUUAUUAUGUAGGAAAAUAUGUUCUGAGAAUUAACCGACUGAAUAGAUGGUUUGCUGACAAGAAGAAAUGGAUAGAGGAGAAUGUACAGGGUGUUUGGUGGAAAGCACCAGCGGUACAAGUUGCUAGCCCAGGUGGCACUAGCGCGCCAGCAAACACUGCCACCACGACAAAUACGUGUGGAAACAUUUCGACACCUUGUAGAAAAUAA